AUGCUAUUCAAUAUCUUCACCCACCCUCAGUUUAGCAUCGUUACUGAAGGUCUUUUAACAGACCCCGACCCAAACCUGUCCGCCUCUUCUCGUUUAUGUCUCUAUCCAAUGACAUUCGUUAAUCUGCAAGAGUCUCUCACUAUCUGUCGAUGGCGUGUCUGCCCGAAGCUAACGAACGAGCUGCGGCAACCUUCUGCACCAAAUUUACAUACCGGUGACGUCAUUGUAGGCUGUGCUUACUUUUUUCAAUCGCUUCCUUUGAAUGUUUAUGUCUUCUUUGUAAUUUUUUUUUUUGUUUUCUUUUUCUUUGUUCUUUUAGUGUCUUUUUUUCAAACAACGUUUCUUUCAUUCUUUCCUUUAUUCAACACUUUCUUUUUGAAAAACUUCAAACUUUUAUUUCAUGAUAUUCGCUUUUUUUUCAUCCUUUUUUAUUCAUUUAAUGUUCUUAUAAUUCUAUUCUUUCUUUCUUUUGUGACAUUACUUCAUUAUCCCUUCUUUUUCUCUUUCUUUUUAUUUGUGUUUCUUUGUUUUCGUCACGUUUAUUCAUCUUCCAUUCUUUUCUUCUUUCUUUUCUUUUUAUCUUUUUUCUUUUCUUUCCUUUUCCUCUCUUCUUUUAUACGUUCUUUUGUUUGUUGUUUUUCCUCUUUCAUUCCUUUUUUCUUGUCGUCCUUUAAAACUUUUCUGUUCAUGUCUUGUUCUUUCUUUCUUUCUUUCUUUCUUUCUUUCUUUCCAUUUCUUCAUCCCCCAAAUCUUCAACCUUCUCGUUCAAAUCAAUUCUUUUUUUUUUUCAGAAAAAUCUUUUCUUUAUUGUUUUCUCUAUAA
Molecule: messenger RNA, 822 nt
Organism: Acanthosepion pharaonis
Lineage: Eukaryota; Metazoa; Mollusca; Cephalopoda; Sepiida; Sepiidae
Source: the annotation of a GenBank genome assembly